GCCUCGGUGUCAUCGGAGUCUGUCUGGCCGGACUCUGAGCUCUGCAGCAGCUCCAUCUCUGCCGGAGGCACGGAGGAAGCCUGGGGGGCUCCAUCUCUGCAGUUUCACCUCCGACUGACGCCAAAUGUGAGCUCAAAGCUGCCACUUCAGCCAUGAAGACCGAGCGAAGCAGCGUGCAGACGUCGGCGAAGCGCCGGCAGGUGAAAGAUCUGCUCCAGAAAGCGGCGGAGAAACAGGACGAGAGGAAAUAUGUGGAUUUGGAGCUGGUGGAUUUAAAGACGAGAAUAGAAGGAGAGAGAAAACAAAUGUCUGUUCUGAUUAGCAACAGUGGCGCCGGAGCUGUGCGCGCAACGGAACCGAAGCAGAAGCUGGAGAUUAAAACAGAGGAAAAGAAAGAAGAAGCCAAAGUUGAGGAAAGUGGAAAAGAUGUGACGGAGGAUUUUGAAGGCGAGCGCGUAAUUACGCAGCAACAGGUACCCAAAACAGACAGAAACACACAGGAAGAUGAGGAAUUACGCAGCGGGGGUAAUCAUGUGAGGGGCAGAAGUGAGUCUGAGGACUAUGAGGAGGAGGAUGAUGAUGUUAGUUUGGUGCUUUCUGAUGACUGCGUCCCGUGCGUAGCAGAGGAUGAGUCCCAUUACAUUACCACACACGAGAUCCAGCUGUCGGAGCUGUCGGACAGCGAGGGAGACUACGACCUCGGGGUGGGCUCGUCCACCAGCUGGGACGUUGAGGACGACAACCAGGUGUACUCAUUUGUCGAUUACGCUUCUUUUGACGCUGAUGGGGCGGUGGGGGAGAAGGCAGCAGCAGCAGCAGCAGUCAGCACUCUGCUUGAAAGUGAUCUGAGCGACGUGGCCAAGUUCGCCAGCUCAGAUGAGAGUGCGUCCAAACCCCAGCAGCAGCAGCAGCAGCACUGCGGUGGCAACGGCGCGGGGCAGAUCCACCUGUCAAUCAGAACCACCUCUCGAGCUAUAAAUGACCCUAGCAACAUCCAAGAACAGGAAAACAUUCUUUAUCAUGCCAGGCGCUCCGGGGACGUGAGCCGCUAUGUGUUCAGGGGAGUUGAUGGGAAGGCAGAGACGUUGUGUGACAGGCCGAAGUGUUUGAUAGCCGCGCCCGGACGCCUGCACUUUGGCGGCAAAUUGAGGGGGAAAGAGGUCACCGAGUAUUCCAGCGGCACGUCCAGCGCUGUCAGCGAGCUGGACGACGCUGACAAGGAGGUGCGCAACCUGACAGCCAGAGCUUUCAAGAGCCUGGCCUAUCCCUACUUUGAUGCCAUUAAUUUCAGCACCUCCAGCGAGUCCUCUGCGUCAGAGCAUGGCCUGGGGAUAAACAGGUGGUCCACGUUUGUAGACCUGAAAUAUGGCAACGUGAAUGUGUCUCAGGGUUUGGACCAGAGUGUGGUUUCCCAUCAAAACAUAGACAAUAGAGGGUACAAAGGCGUCGCACUGGCGAGCAUCAAACCGCCCACCAGCAAGAUCUUCACCCUGAACGGGAACCCCCACAUCCCGUCCACAAAGAAAAUAGAGCUGAUGGGGAAAUUCGGUCAGGUGGGCCACGGUGGGGUGAUCAGGCUCACGGAGACGCUGAAUUUCCGCUGCAAUGUCAAAUCGGGAAUGUCUGGGGGAGAAAGACGCACUAACUUUGCACAAAACGCAGCGGGAUCACGUUCCACAGAUGAAGUUACCAACAGUUUGCUAAGCGGCCAGAGGAGAGGGGCCAGCAAGUCGCCCUGCAAAACCAUGGAAGGCACACACAAGAAGGCCAUAUUCGCCUCCAGCCUCAUCAAAAAUGUCAUUUCCAAGAAGAUGCAGUUCGAGCAGGAGCGCAGGAUGGAACGAGGGGAGAUCAGUGAGCCGCACCGGGCGCCUUCUCCGAGCUUUACGCACCAGGAGGGCGACGGCCACAGGGGCAAGGCGAACAGGGAGCUGCACAGACAGAGCUCCAAGUUCUCAGAGAGCAGCUCGGACUACGCCAUAAUGUGCGUGGAUGAGCUGGGGGACUUCGUGGACAGCGGCUCAUGUGAUACCAGGAGUGACUCCCGGAGACGCGACGCGGCCGCUCCUGCACCAGAAACUAAUUUGGAGCAGGCGAAUGAAGCUGGAAUCGAUACUAAAAAAGGCGCAUUGGAAGCGUCCAAAAGCACGUUGCUUCGCAGCCAAAAUAGCGCGUUCAGAUGCUGGAAGGACGAGGAGCUAGAGUUUCAAAAGGAUCAUAAAAACGACAAAACUCCGGAGGGGAAGCUGCCUUCAGGGAACGACAGAGAGGGAGAGGGGGUUCAGGACGCAGCAGGAGGCAGCAAACUCACUAAAAUGUCGCAUUUGUUUGUGCCAAGUAUCCAACUGGUGUCCAGUGACGGAGAAGUCGGACAGCAGCUGCAGAGCAGGAAUUAUUCUCCAUGUGGAGAUGGAGGCGGGAUAAAGCUGCGCUCUGACAACACUUUAUACAUCGCAGACUCCAGGAGCGUGGCCACAUCGAAGUCUCCGGAAAUCAAAAUUAACUUAAGGAGCGUCAGGGACAAUAAAACGGAGCCUUUUGGCGUCUCCAAGCUGCGCGCUCCUAAUAUAGGCUGUAACGCAACCAGCCUCAUCAGGACGGAUGACUUCAAAUGCCAGGCUCUGGCUGCGGCUCUGAAGGGUGAGUGUUCGGAUAAAGUGCCGCAUUUCAUGGUGAGAGACAUUAGAGAUAAUAAGGGGAAGCUGCAGACCCCGAUCCACCAAGUCAGAGACGUCCGUAAACUGGUGAAAAGUUCAUAUCAUUUUGUUUCUCUGGACAACAACGAACACAAACCCAGCUUUGCUCCUGCUGAGAGCCAGGCAGAGCAAAAGAAGCAAAUGUCUCACAGAAACCCCAACUCUGUGUCCCCCAUAGUGAUAAAAUGCCAGUCUGUGAACACUAACAGUAAUGGGAAACAAUCUGGAAAUGUGGAGUUAGCUAAACAGGAGCCGUUUGACGCAGACAGGUCGUCACCAGAGGGCGCUAAAGGUGCUGCACUGCAGAGGGCGGCAGGGAGGGCACUCAUAGGCGCCUCAGAGGAAAACACUGGGUUAAGAAUUGAAAGUAGAGCAGCUUCAAAGAGGCAAGAAAAAAUACCAGAAGUUACAGAAAAGAAACCGGAGUCCAAGAUGGCGAACCAGGUGGCUUUGGAAAAACUCCAGGCUGCUGUGAAAACCAUGGAGCAGCUUUAUGUGUUUGAAAAGAACGAAUGGAAACGGAAGAACGAGCCUCAGCCCCUGAUGGACAGCCAUGUUCUUUCACUGCUCGCCAGCGAGGAGCACGGAGGAGCUGAGGAGGACGGAGGGGCGAGAGGCUCCGGCAUCGAGAGGCUGAUCAGAAGAGAUCCUACCCCAACGCCGACAAGACGCCGCCGGCAACGUCUCCAGGAACCGACCGGUCUGCUGAGGCGGGAGGACAAAGACCUCUUCAGGGCCCUUCAGACGUCCAGCGGCCGUGACGACAGGCUGGUUGCUAAGUCCGUUCAGGCCCCCAAGCACCACAGGAAGCAAAAACAUGUUGAGCCUGAGCUCCACCCUCAAGGCCUCCGCCGCCGCAAAGACGUCCCAGCAGAACGCCAUCGCACAGCAACCGUUCAGCACCAAGAGUUUUGUCCCAAAGUCCCCCAAACUUCCUGUGUCUUUAAAAAAUCAGCCAGACGAGGCCUUCAGGACACCUCGGAUCGCCACCAGGAGCCAGGAAGACCACAACCAGACCCUAAACGCUCCAGCAUCGUCAUGGAGACGCGUUCGCCGGACAUCCCUCCGGCCACCAUCUACCACUCCAUGCCGUUGGGUUUGCCCACCAAUCAGCCUCAGGUCUACUGCUUCUCCCCAGCCAUCACCCCAGCCCCCACCCUGGGACCCCUCCAGGCCACACAGAGGAAGAUGCUGCUGGAUCCCACCACUGGAAGCUACUACCUGGUGGACACGCCAGUGCCGGCCACCAAGCGCCUCUUCGAUCCAGAAACCGGCCAAUACGUGGACGUGCCGAUGCCUCAGCCUCCCAUGACUCCCAUCCCCAUGCCUAUCUCGCCUCUGGCCCUGAGUCCGGGUGCGUACGGUCACACCUACAUGAUCUACCCGGGCUUCAUGUCGCCAUCCGUGAUACCCGCCCGGACGCUGGUGCAGUCGCAGAUGUCGUGCAUCAGAGCAGAGAGCGUGGACAAAACGCGCCGACAGAGGCAGCAGCAGGUGGCGCUAACAGGCCGCCGCAUGGCUUGUCCGGCAUCAAGCAGCCGGUUAUCAGCAAUCACCUCCCAGCAAGGACCUCGAAUCAUCGCCCCGCCCUCGUUUGACGGGACCACCAUGAGCUUCGUGGUGGAGCCACCGAUGAAUGUCAUCUCCAGUGGACAGGUCCAAGCUCUGAAUUGAUGCUGAGGCGCUCUGGGUUUGGAUUCGUCGUCAUUUCACACUUUAUUUUGUCUUUGGGCCUCUGGAUAAAAGGACAUUUUUGUUUCACUUUUUUAUAACUUGUACA
This is a messenger RNA of Acanthochromis polyacanthus (spiny chromis), 4476 nucleotides long. It is a transcript of the gene c23h4orf54, whose product is annotated as chromosome 23 C4orf54 homolog. The record is from RefSeq and is a predicted model, not a curated record. NCBI's taxonomy places the organism in Eukaryota, Metazoa, Chordata, Actinopteri, Pomacentridae.